UCAAACCACCAAUUCAAUCACCGCCAACUUCUUCGUGUUCUUACUCUUCUCCGACAAUAUUGUCGAACACUGAGGUAUCGCCAACCUCGAACAUGCCCACACUAGUCGACCCGCCCUCGUCGGUGUUGCAUCCUACGAUGGACGAUGAAGAGAUGGCGGAGAUCCAUUCGAUCGUAGAGCAGCAUGAUAUGGAGUGGAACGAUACGGUGAACUUGGUCACGUCGGCGUGGUGGAGCAAAUUCCUCAAGAAAAUGGAAGGGGGUGUCGAGGAGAGUCGCGACGGAGGAGAAAGAGACGAUCUGCAUGCGAUCGGUGAAAUUUUCGAUGUGCCUCCGUGUUUCUACGAAGGCUUUGGUCUAGAAAACAAAGAGAACAAUUUCAUGGAGCAGCAUUUGUGUGAUAAUUAUCGGAACGAGGACUAUUCGGAAGAUGCGCUGCCACGCUUAGAAAUUGGAGAAAUCGACGGCUGGGAGGGAGAAUGGCUGUCAUAGUCUCUACCGGAAUUUUGCAAAUUAAUU
Messenger RNA from Ananas comosus (pineapple), 518 nucleotides. RefSeq lists its product as uncharacterized. Bases 93 to 491 code for a protein of 132 amino acids. The record is from RefSeq and is a predicted model, not a curated record. The transcript has 2 exons. NCBI's taxonomy places the organism in Eukaryota, Viridiplantae, Streptophyta, Magnoliopsida, Poales, Bromeliaceae.